UGGCUGGUGCGCCGGUUCGCCGGUCGGGUUGCAGCUUGGAAAAGGGGAAACGACUGGCGGAGGGUAACAUCGGUGGUGCGGUGCUAUGGACCCCAGGGACAAUGUCGAGACCGGGGAGACGGAAAACCAGUCGGAGCUAUUCUACGUGCCAAUUCCAAGUGAAGCACCGUGCAAGGAGCAGGAGAAACUGUCGGGAGUCGUCAAAAACGUCCACAGAAAACUGCGUAGGAAAUACAGGGAGGUGGGCGACUUUGACAAGAUCUGGCGUGAGCACUGCGAGGAUGAGCAGACACUGAGUGAGUACGCCCUCGCCAUGAAGAAUCUUGCUGACAACCAUUGGACCAAAAAGUGUGAAGGAGAGGGCCGGAUUGAAUGGUGUCGCAGCAUCUGUCAAGAGUACUUUUUGGAUGGGGGAAUGAAAAGAGUGUUAGAGAAGGAUCAGAAAAGUGCCACACUUGCUAUGGGUGUGGGUACAGCAUCUACGAGUGCCCAGCCGUACAGCACCAUCCCCAGUUCGAUCUCUCAGCUGGGGAAAAUGCGCCUUCUUGAUGUGGGAAGCUGCUUUAACCCUUUCUUGAAGUUUGAUGAGUUCCUCACAGUCGGUAUUGACAUAGUGCCUGCAGUUGAGAGUGUGUACAAGUGUGACUUCCUCAACCUCCAGCUUCAGCAGCCGCUCCAGCUGGCGGGUGAUGCAGUCGAUGCUUUCCUCCGACAGCUCCAUAACCCCAUCGAUGCUCUGCCCGCUCAGCUUUUCCACGUGGUGGUCUUCUCCCUGCUUUUGUCCUACUUCCCCUCGCCAUACCAGCGCUGGAUCUGCUGCAAGAAGGCCCAUGAGCUGCUGGAGCUGCAUGGCCUGCUGCUCAUCAUCACGCCUGACUCUUCUCACCAAAAUCGCCACGCCCUCAUGAUGCGCAGCUGGCGUGUUGCGGUAGAGUCACUGGGCUUCAAGCGCUACAGAUAUGUCAAGUAUUCUCACAUGCAUCUCAUCGCCUUCCGAAAGGUGUCUCUGGCCACCACCAGUGACCUGGUGUCACGCAACUACCCUGAGAUGCUUUACAUCCCUCAGGACUUUAAUUCCAAUGAGGAGGAAGACUGUGAAGACAUCCCAAUGCAGGCGCGCUCCGAGUUUGAGGAUGACCAGCUAGCUUGGGGCUUCACGGAGCUACCAGACACACCCUAUGAUUCCGAUUCUGGGGAGAGCCAGAGCAGCUCCGUCCCCGGAUUUCAUGAGCUAGAGGAUCCCAUCCUGCUCCAGAGCUAGGCUAAACCAGCAACCCUUCCUGCCCUUUACUCCACCUAAAGCCCCUUUCAGACAUGGAAAGCAUAACAUCGCUGGCUUCAAAAGUCUGUAAAAGCGAUGGAAUUAUAUUUAGUUAAUAUUCCUAAUGCUUUAAAUCAAAUAUACCCCUGACAGUGAGAGAGAGAAGACUACAGUACAAGCAUAAGGUUUGCCACACAGUAUUAUCAGUGUCAGGUUUUAGAAGUGUAACCACACUUUUGAAAGUUAAAGGAGGCUCCCCCAGUCAAACUCUGAGAGAGAGAGCCGACGGGGGGGGGGGGAAGAAUCUCUCUUCUGUAAUGGGAAUAGAAAUGGGUCACAGAGGUUAGUACUGUCAUCUGAGACAUAUUUUUGUCCAUGUUAUUGCUGUUUAAUGCAUCCUCUGGUCAGCUGAGCAGCUCACAAUGAAGCAGGGGACACAUGCAGACUUGUGCCGUGCCCGCGUUAAUGUUUCAAGGCUUGACCCUAGUAAGAUUGGCAUUGCCGAAGAGCGACCAGGAUGCUGAUUGAGACGUGAAGCCGACACAUUUCGAUGCUGCCAGGUUACCGUAAACGGAGAGCGUGUCUGAAAAGGGCUUAAUUGUCGUCUCCCCUCCAACUGCUGCGCUGCCAAAUUUAACCAGCUGCAUUCUUACCCCACUUCUACUCCUUCUCAAAACAAUGCAGUUUGCACAGUGUGAAAGAGAAAAGUUUACAGAUUAUUUUCUCAUAUCCACACUCCUUUCAGAGUGUGCACGCACACACACACACACACACACACACACACACACACACACACACACACUAAGAUGGAUAUAUUUUGAUAAAUAGUUAGGUUUUUUAAGAGUUGGAAAUCGAAUGCCCGCAAGAUCUCUGAACUCCCCGCUCCUCUUAAUAUCAAAAGUCAGCUUGUCUACAUUCUGUACUCAGUCUCUGUUUGAAAUAAGCUAGAGUCGCAGGCUGCUCUGUACAAAAAAAGCCAAAUACAGCAAACCUAAGCAGCGUUACAGGGGUUUGAUUGCACUGGUGAGACAGAGAUGGAAUAAGUAGACAGGCGUGUUUGCUUCUGGCACAUACAGCUCACCUUCCUGAAAACUUUUUUUGAUGUUCAUUUUAGUUUUUCAAGACAUAAAAAAAAAGCUUAUUGUUUGGAAAUAGAUAUCCAUAGUCAAACAGUCAAACAUUGGUGUUGUAAAUUGUGGCAAUGCCUUAGUAACUUGGCAUUCUAUGAAUGAUUUUGUGUAUCUUUUACCAAAAAAAACAACAACAAAAAACUGGUAUUUGUAGCAUUUGAAACAUUUUCAGAACCAUACAGUAGUAUUAGUAGGUUUACUAAUGUGAAACGUUAACUGUUUACUUAUUGUGUUUAAAAAGGUACAAGUGCAAAGUAGGUACAAGGUUUUUGUCUUGCUCUUCUCUUAAACACUGACUUCAUUCUGAAUGAUCUUUUUCCUGCUGUUGCAUUUAAUCUUUUUUUUUUUGUCUUAAGCAUCAGAUUGGUACAACACUGCAUGUCAGUGACUUUACACCAGUUUCCUUUGACACAGUUUUACAGCUUUGAUGUGAAAAUACAGCACUCCACAAAAGCAGAUGCAGAGUUCCUUAGAAAAAUCACAGAGAGAAAAUACAUUUACACUCACUUUUGUAAAAAAGGUGAAAUAUUGUAAAAUUUAGAAAGCGAGGUCAGAUCUGAAAAUUGACUUUAUGCUGCAGGGAGGUUUUAGCUAAGACACUACCAGGUGAAAUGUUAUUGUGUGUUCCUGCUGGUCCCUGAAUAGACUAAAUGUGUGGGUGUGGCUUAGACUGUGACUGAAGGAGUGAAUUUCUAGUGUGUGGAAUUUUUUUUUUUUUUUGGUUUUUUGUUUUUGUCAGUGGCACAAAAUGUUUCUUUUCACAAUUUUACAACCAAUGUGAUAGGCCCACAAAACGAUACCAAUAAUGACUAUAAGGUGCCUUCUGUGUUUUUGUUUUUGUCUGUCAUAUUAGUGGAUACGUGCUUAUGUAAUGCAGUGUGCUUUUGCCAUUUCCAUAUCAUUUUCUGGUUAAUGCAGAUCUCUGCUGUUUUGUUUUUUCUUCCUGAUUUUUAACAGGAGAAAAAAAAUUCACAGUACAUAUUCAGACUUUAAAGGAGUGUGUUUUGUGAUUUUUGUCUUCCAGUGUUUCUUUUGGCCUAUUUGCAUGAUAUGGAUCAUCUUCAUUAUCAGCAUUUUCAACAGUGCAGGACAAUGUGUGCUUACAGUACCAUUGUAUUUCUCUUUUAUAAAUGAAUGUAAAUAUAA
Pelmatolapia mariae (spotted tilapia) is the source of this 3537-nucleotide messenger RNA. It is a transcript of the gene samtor, whose product is annotated as base methyltransferase of 25S rRNA 2 homolog. Bases 86 to 1261 code for a protein of 391 amino acids. Lineage: Eukaryota; Metazoa; Chordata; Actinopteri; Cichliformes; Cichlidae. Gene Ontology annotation, biological process: negative regulation of TORC1 signaling. The record is from RefSeq and is a predicted model, not a curated record. The transcript has 5 exons.